Molecule: messenger RNA, 348 nt
Organism: Nicotiana tabacum (common tobacco)
Lineage: Eukaryota; Viridiplantae; Streptophyta; Magnoliopsida; Solanales; Solanaceae
Source: RefSeq, a predicted model, not a curated record
AUGCUUGGUUGCAAACCUUGUGCUACACAAAUUGCUUCCGGUUCUAAACAUUCAUCUUUGGAUGAUACACCUCUCUCUGAUCAUCAGGCCUAUCAGAUUAUUGUUGGUGCUCUCCAAUAUAUCACGCUCACUCGACUGGACCUCCGCUAUGUUGUUAAUCAUGCCCGCCACUUUAUGGCCAAUCCCAUCACUGCUGGUUGUCCAACAAUUCACUGCUCAACCACUGGAUUCUGUAUUUACUUUGGUGACAAUCUAAUUUCUUCGGGCUCUAAAAAGAAACCAACAGUUGCCCGCGCUAGUGCAGAAGAUGAAUACAAAGCGUUAGCUACCAGUGCUUCUGAAAUUUGA